AUGACUUCUAGUAUACUCAAAAUUCCAUUCCGGCGGUCCCAUCCGGUCUCCCUAUCCAAGGCUCUGGGGCAGUACAUUUCUUCCAAAUAUGACCAGCACCCUGAGAUGUUUUCGGAGGACCUCCUCAUCAUCGACCGGCUCCGCAGUGAAGCUAUAAAUGUCCAGGAGCCUCAUGUGAGCGGUAUAAGUCGGCUGAUUAUAUAUGCGGCGCAGUUGAAGUGGAUUGGGGGGAAGUUCCCCAUUGAUGUCGGCGCGGACUUUUCGUGGUACCCUGCCUUUGGAUUCAACACUUUGAGGCCAGCUUCCCAAAACAAUAUUCGAUACGAGCUAGCGAAUGUACUCUUUAACCUGGCCGCACUGUAUUCCCAACUUGCCAUUUCUUUAAACACCUCCGAUUCGAACAAUCUCAAGACGGCAUGCAAAUAUUUCUGCCAGGCCGCGGGGGUUCUUUUACACUUACGAACGGAUGUUAUCCCAGAUCUCCGGGGCUCACCGCCAGAAGACAUGGACCAGAUGACUCUGCAGAGCCUAGAGGAAUUAAUGCUUGCACAAGCGCAGGAAUGCUUCUGGCAAAAGGCAGUCAAAGAUGGUUUGAAAGAUGCCUCUAUAGCGCGACUCGCUGCAAAAGUAUCAGACUUCUACGCCAACGCGGGCGAUUUCGCUGUGAAGUCGAAUGCUAUCAGCACAGAAUGGAUUCACCAUAUUACUGCUAAGCAUCACCAUUUUGCCGCAGCUGCACAGUAUCGGCAGUCGCUAGAUUGUUUGGAAAAGAGGAAAUAUGGAGAGGAAGUCGCACGAUUGCGAGAUAGCCUUGUCUGUGUUAAUGAAGCAUUGAGAGAGUCGAAAUGGAUCAACAAGGUUGUUUUAGGGGAUUUGAAUACGUUAAAGUCUCGGGUGGGUGAAGACUUGAAAAGGGCGGAACGUGAUAAUGAUAUGAUAUAUCUAAAUCCCGUGCCACCGAAAUCAGAGCUGAAACUGCUUGAGAGAGCACCGAUGGUUUCUUCAAAAGCACCAGUUGAAGUCACAAACGCGCUGUCUAUGAUUGGUGAAGAUGCUCCCCUAGGCAAACCCCUAUUCUCGAAACUGGUGCCAUAUGCAGUACAUAUCGCUGCCAGUAUCUAUGCCGACCGGCGAGAUCAACUUGUUAACCAGACAAUUGGAGAAUUGGAGUCAAUGACAUUAAGGCUUCGAGAGCUGCUUCAGUCGCUGAAUCUCCCAGGGUCUUUGCAGGCUCUUGAAAAGCCUCUAGGAUUACCUCCAGCGCUUUUAUCGCAUGCGGAAGAAAUACGACAACAAGAUGGUUUACACCGUCUUCAUCGUUCUUUGGACGACACUUCUAGGCUUAAAGCGAAUGACAACGCUAUAUAUGCUGAAGGAGUUGAACUAUUGAUGGCAGAAAAGGAAGAAGAUGAUAGAGCACGAUCGAAGUAUGGGACAGAUCGCUGGGCUAGGCUUCCCUCGGAGCAGGCCGCUGUAAAGCUGUACACGAACAUCCGCGAAAUCGAUGGUUAUCUCUCAUCCGCGAAUAACAGUGACACCCUGGUUUUCAAAAAGCUCAGCGAGUCUGAGCGUGUCUUGCGAGUUUUAACCGGGACGAGCAGGGACCUGGAAGCAUAUGUUCCUAGUAGCAAAAGAGUUGUGAUAACACCACAGGUGGAACGAGAGUCGAGGCAGCUCAGAAGCACUCUUAAUGAAGUGACCAGGCUGGAGGGUAGACGCAAACGCAAGAUUGAAGCUUUAAGAGAGAAGGCGAAAGCUGACAAAAUCCAUUCUGCCUUGGUUAAGGAGACUACUCGCCUCGAGCGAGAGUAUCCAAUGCAGGUCAUUGAGCCAGGCCAGUUUGAGGAUUUGUUUGAAGAGCAACUGCGUCUAUAUGACAGCGAUCGUGACAUGCUUACUGAGGAGCAGAAAAGCCAGACGCAACUUGAAGAUCAGCUUCGAGAAUCGAACAAAGCAUUUAUAACAGCGAGAAAAGGCGACUCGUCAACAAAAGAUAGAGAGAAAGCGCUGCAAGAUUUAGAGAAUGGAUAUCUAAAAUAUAAAGACAUAAUAUCGAAUAUCGAAGUCGGCAGGAAAUUCUAUAAUGACCUGGCUAAAAUAGUUACUCGAUUUAGGGACGAGAGCAAGAAAUUCGUUCAGCAGAGAAGAAUGGAAGCAGGUCAGCUCGAGACAGACAUCACCAACACCGCGGCCAUGGCCUCUCUCAACAUCUCACCACCCACACCAAACCCAGCUCCCGUUCAAGCCCCGCCCCUAUCGCGGCCUCAGAAUACAACCAACAACGCCCCUCCACCACUCACCGCACCGCAGCCAACCCGCAUCCCCGCCCAAGCACCUCCUCUAUCAAACUUCACCCCAGCGCCCACCCCCGCCACCCCCGCCGCGGCCGCGGUGGGCCCAGGAGCGUUUCCGAGCAUACCGCAGAGCGCGGUGUCGGGGCUCUGGGCUCCGGAAAUGGGGAUCAAGUUCGGGGCGUCAGCGCCGCAAGGCGGCGUGGAUGCGCGGAGCUCCGGUGCUGGGUUUCCGGCGCCUAGUGUGCCUGCCAGCGGCGGCGGCGGUGUUGCUGGUGAUAGUGAUGAGCAGCGGCGCCCUAUACCUGGAAAGUGGGAUCCUGUCAAUGGAUUGAGGUUUUCAUGA
Molecule: messenger RNA, 2637 nt
Organism: Ophidiomyces ophidiicola
Lineage: Eukaryota; Fungi; Ascomycota; Eurotiomycetes; Onygenales; Onygenaceae
Gene: RIM20
Product: pH-response regulator protein palA/rim20
Exons: 6
Coding region: 1-2637 (878 amino acids)
Cellular component (GO): endosome
Molecular function (GO): protein binding
Source: RefSeq, a predicted model, not a curated record